AUGAUGACUUCAAGGCACUCAGAGAUUUCCUACACUCGCUUAUGGUCCAUCAUCGUUAAGCGUGCAAUUAUUCACCUUCAGAUUCAGGUACCAGAUAACUGUGUGAUUGCUGCGAUUCCAAUCUUUCAUACUUCCAAAUUUAUCGUGUCUGAUCCUACCAAGUUCGACUUCGUUGGAUCAAUUCUGGAAUCUAUGACCCGCAAGGUUGUCUUCGGAAUCUGCAUUUCUGACAUCAAUGAGUAUCUACAAAGAUUGCUGGAAACUCAUGAUUCGAUUCUCACCAUUUCAGUCGGACAACACCUUUUCGAAAAGCUCAAACUUGUGUUUAGAUUGCUUAAUCAGUUGGAGGGUGUUUCCCGAAGCAGUGUUAUUCCGAAACAAGGGGGAGAACAUGUUACUCAAGAAAAGAUUCAGAAGGAUCCACUCCAACUGAAACUGAAGGAAAAAUCUGAUGAGCAUCAUGAAAUGAAACCAAAAGAUGACCAGAAGGUUGAAGCUCGUGAAAAAGAAGCUCAUGAUGAACAGGUCACUCUUGCAACUCAGAAGACUCUCUUCCCUCCUUGGUCGAUGGAAAGGAUUCUGAAUGAGGCUGAUGAAAGUCCGAGCACUCACUGGCUGGAGCUAGCUAUCUUAUUCGAUCUGGAGAAUACUUCGGAAUCUCAACUUGAUUUGCCAAUCACUCCAAGGCGUUCCUAUUCAGAAUUUCUGAAAAGAUUGAGAAAGCUCUGA
This is a messenger RNA of Lactuca saligna, 729 nucleotides long. Lineage: Eukaryota; Viridiplantae; Streptophyta; Magnoliopsida; Asterales; Asteraceae. The record is from the annotation of a GenBank genome assembly.